CGCGUCCACCUCCGCACAUCCAACUAAACACCACUUCUGGAGACCAUGGAAUCUUAAACCGUCUACCUCUCACAACCACUCGAGCUGCAUUUGAAGGAUGAAGAGCUCCAAGAGCCGUCGACCUCAGGCCUGCCCACCCCGACCAUGACCACCACCGCCUACACGGUCGGACAGAAAGUCGAACUCAACGACGGCCGAACAGCAACCAUCCGCUUUGCAGGCACCACCUCCUUCCAAGUCGGCGAGUGGAUUGGCGUCGAGCUCGAGGAGCCCACCGGGAAGAACGAUGGCUCCGUCAAGGGGGAGCGCUACUUUCAAUGUCGCCCAAACUACGGCAUGUUCUUGCGGCCAACGGGGGUGAAGCGGGUGGUGGAAGAUGCGAAGCCAAAGGCAAGCGGCAAGACGGUGGGAAAUGGCGUGGCCGGCAAGCCUAGACCUGGUGUCAAUGGUGUGAAGAGGCAGAGUGUGGUUGGAACACCAUCGGCUACUCCAACGCCCGCUACGAGGCCGGGAUUGAGUGGCAUGCGAUCGCCAGUCAAGUCUCCCUCCAAGCAAGCUGGCAGCAAUGGGAUCUCGAGUACAUCUACUUCGAGGACGAGUACGCCACCGAUUUCUAAGAGACCUUCUACAACAACUGCAGCCGCCACAAAAUCCAGGCCGAGCUUGGCGGCUUCCACUUCAGCCGCUGCCCGCCCAACAGCAAGACCUCCCGCAGCGCCAUCCACCAAUGCAGCCUCGAGACCGUCAUUGGCGCCUCCGUCAGCUGCUGUGAGGCUGGCUGCUUCUCGGAAUGGUCUGGCAGCAGCAUCAUCGGCCCGGCCUUCUUCGAUAGUCACCCGAGACAAACAGCGUCUCAGCUCCACCACAGAAGAGGCGACAAGCGAGGGGGAAAGUGAGCAGCCUGACGUUUUGUCGCCAAAGGAAAGCGAGAAGUCAUCAGAGAUCAGCCACUCCAAGAGCAAUGGCGCCGCCGAGGAGGAGAAGGAUGAAGACAACACCGUUACGCCCGUGUUCGCUCCAGCGGCACCACCCCCUCCUGCACCCGCUGAUACCACGCCAGCGUCACCGACGUUUUCGAGACCGCGAAGACCCUCCUCACCCGCCGCUGCAUCGGUGCAUUCUCAGCGCACCAUUCGCAGCACCACCGUGUCAAGUCGGCAGAUUGAAGAGCUGGAGGCCAAGAUUAGACUGUUGGAGCGCAAGCGCAUAGAGGACCGAGAUGUGAAGAAGAACCUCGAGCAAGCACGACAAGAGCGCGAUCAGUAUAAAGGCAUCAUCGAGAAGCUGCAGACCAAAUAUCGCCCACAACAGCAGGAGAUCGCCGAGCUGAAGCGGGCGCUGAGCGAGGCUGAGAAGAAGGUCACCGAUCUGGAGACGACGCAAGCGGAACACGAUGGCGUGGUGGAGAUGACGACGCUGGAUCGUGAAAUGGCCGAGGAGGCUGCCGAAGGGUUGAAGGCGGAGCUGGAUGCGCUGAGGGCGCAGCACGAGGAGGUGCAGCUGGAGCUGGACAUUCUCAAGGAGGAGAAUCAUGACCUUACGAAAGAGAUGAACCCCGAAGAGCGUGAGAGUGCCGGAUGGGUGCAGUUGCAGCACAGCAACGACCGACUGCGGAUUGCGCUGCUCGCAUUGCGAGAUCGAUCUUUAGACGAAAAGGAGGAGAUGAAGUCGCACAUCCAAGGUCUGGAGGACCAGCUCAAGGACCUUGAGCCUCUCAAGAACACCAACGAAGAGACACGCGAGAAAUUGCUCCGCAGCGAGGCAGAUACGGAAGAUCUGCGCCAGCAAUUGGAAGCUGCUCUGCAAGCCGAAGAAAUGAUCGAGGAGCUCACCGAACGCAAUGGAAGACUGGAGUCGACGGUGGGCGACAUGCGCAUUGCCAUUGAAGAUCUUGAGAAUCUGAAAGAACUCAACGACGAGCUUGAGAUCAAUCACAUGGAGGCAGAAAAGCAGAUGCAGGAGGAGAUUGACUUCAAGGACUCCCUCCUGCUUGACCGCGAGCACACGGCGAAACUUCUGCAGGAAGCCCUCGACGGCAAAGACGACACCAUCCGCCAAUUCCGUAAUCUCGUUGGCAACAUGCAGGCCGAUCUGGCAGAUAUGAAGGCGAGCAAGCAAAUCACCGAGACGGAAGCGAAGGAUCUGGAGGAUAAGAGCCGCGCAAUGCUCGACCUGAAUUUGAGGCUGCAGACCAGUGCGGCCAAGACACAAGUCAAGGCCAUCGAUCUCGAGCUGCGGAAGCUGGAGGCCCAAGAAGCGAGCGAGCAUCUGGCCAUCGUGCAAUUGUUCUUGCCCGAAGCCUUCCACGCCGAGAGGAACAGCGUGCUUGCUUUGCUGCGAUUCAAGCGGAUCGCUUUCAAGUCAAAUCUCGUCCACGGCUUCAUGAAGGAGCGUGUGGCAUCUUUCGGCACCAGAGGGACAGAUGAGGACGUAUUUGCCGCGUGCGACGUGUUGGCCAAGCUGACUUGGAUCGCCGCGAUGGCUGAUCGCUUCGUCAAUGCCGUUUGCAGCUGCUCUCCCGCCGAGUUUGCCGGCUUUGAGUCGUCGCUUCACGAAACGGAGCCUGUGGAGCGUGCCCUCAACGGCUACGUGGAUGCGCUCCGGCGAGACGAGAUGAAGGAGCGUGACAUGGCCGAGGAGCUGCAAAGGAGCAUUGCCGUCAUGCUGCACCUUGCUUCAUUACACAUCAAGGACGACUUGGCAAGCCACGCUGAUGCUGUGCUCAUGCGACUGCUCGUCUUGCAGUCGCAGCUGGAGAGUGCUGCCACCGCACUACAGACGAGCAAGGUGUUGAUCGAAACGAAUGUCCCUCGAAAUACGGAAGAGGAAGACGACGACGAAGGCAGUGUAUCAGAUCUCACCAUCAUUCUCAGCCGGGCGGAUACUUUGAUCAACCACGCACGAAGCGCAAAAGUGGCUAUGGGCAAGGCUCAUCGUGCUUUGGCAGACCUCCAAGCCAGAUCCCUUACCCUCGAAGCCAGCACUACCGACGGUUUUGAAAAAGCGGAAACGCUAGUGUCGAAUGCCGCGGCCUAUACCAGGCGUGUUGGUGCAGCUCUGCAGGCUUGCUUCGGAGAAGCGGGUCGCAUCGAACCAUUCACCGCUGCCGAGGUCGCUGGUGUGUUCUCUUCGACGGCGACAGCAGUCUUCUCCCUCGAUACCCCUGAAGCCGGGCCCUUCAACGAACUAGCCAAGCGUAUGCGCCAGCUCGUCGAAAUCCUCGCAGACCUCGCCGCCCUACCCAACGAUCUCGACAACACCAUCGAGUUCGAGAGAGCACCACCCCCGUGGGUCGCGCGCGCCAACGAGCUGAAGCAAACCAAGAUCACCUCCAUCGACACCGAGGCCGAGCUAGCCAGUACUCUCGCCGCCCUUCGCAGCAAAGACACAGAAGUAAAGGAGAAGGAGACCGAGCUCGAAGAACAAAGCGUGCGCAUCGAAAUGCUAGAAGCGAGGAUGAAAGACGCGGCCAAACGCUCGGCGCGCAUCGCCGAGCUGGAAAAGGCGCUGCACGAAGCGCGCGACGCCGAGCGCAAAGCACGACAGGAGACGCAGCGCGCGAAAGACGAACAAGAGCGGGAAAUGGACCGCGCGAGGGAAGAAAUGGGCCGGCUCGGCGAGGAGCGGAGGAAGGGCCUGCGCGGCCUCGGCGGCGACGCGCUCGACGACGCCGCCAUGGGCGCCGGCACGCGCAUGACGGUGCAGCGGCAAGAGCACAAGCUGCGCGCACUCGAAGGCGCCGUGCGCCAUCUCGGCAGCGAGAAUCAUCGUCUCCGUCUCCCGCCCGUCGACUCCCCGCUCUCGUCGCGAGCCACGCUCGCCUGGCUGCACGAGCCGCUUACGAAACCCGCGCCAGAGCGGCGGAGGCAAGCGGAGAAGGUGCGACAGGAGGGCAGGGAUGUGAUGCGGCAGCUGUUGGAUUUCGCGGCUUUGUCGCCUAUGGUGGUCGAGUUGAAGGAUGCGGGGGAGAAUCGGCUUGCGUGGAGGCCGGCGAGGGAGAGUGGGAGGUGGAAGGUGGAGAGGCGGAAGGAGGAGUGGGAGGUGUGGAAGGAUUGGAGGCGGGAUGUGGUGAGGUUGGGUGGGAGGGCGAAGGGAUGAGGGCGGUUGUGAGUGAUGGAGAGGAAGAAGGAGGUUGGUUAAAUGUCGCUCCGCUGUGUAGCGCAAGAUACCCUUUCAAGAUUUCAAGCAUGUUGCAUUGCGCAACAACACGAUUCAU
Messenger RNA from Neohortaea acidophila, 4216 nucleotides. RefSeq names its product dynein associated protein-domain-containing protein. The record is from RefSeq and is a predicted model, not a curated record. Gene Ontology annotation, cellular component: cell tip; spindle; microtubule associated complex. Gene Ontology annotation, biological process: nuclear migration involved in conjugation with cellular fusion; establishment of mitotic spindle orientation. The transcript has a single exon. The coding region runs from base 145 to 4098 and encodes 1317 amino acids. NCBI's taxonomy places the organism in Eukaryota, Fungi, Ascomycota, Dothideomycetes, Mycosphaerellales, Teratosphaeriaceae.